This is a messenger RNA of Ricinus communis (castor bean), 3473 nucleotides long. Its product is annotated as alpha,alpha-trehalose-phosphate synthase [UDP-forming] 5. Gene Ontology annotation, cellular component: cytosol. Gene Ontology annotation, biological process: trehalose biosynthetic process. NCBI's taxonomy places the organism in Eukaryota, Viridiplantae, Streptophyta, Magnoliopsida, Malpighiales, Euphorbiaceae. The transcript has 4 exons. Gene Ontology annotation, molecular function: catalytic activity. The record is from RefSeq and is a predicted model, not a curated record. Bases 544 to 3153 code for a protein of 869 amino acids.
AGCUGCACCUUACAGUGAAAAUGACUUGGUGAAGUUGGGUUAGGUGAACAAGUUUCAGGAGUUUUAGGUCUCCAAUCAUUAAUUAACUUAAAGUUAACCAUGGUUAAGAACAACUUGGACUGUUGGAGGCUACUGUGCUCAUUUCUUUGUGUCAUCACACUCAUCACUAUCACUCCCAGACCACAGUGAGAGUUAGUGAGUGAGUGAGUGAGUUUUAAGAGAAUCAAAUGCCUUCUACAAAGACAUCCCAUUCGUUGUCUGAUAACUAAAAGAAAAGAGACAAAAAAAAGAGAGAAAUUCCCACAAAUUAAAAUCUUGUUCGAAACAGAAAAGGCAAAGCAAAAGGUCUAUUUUUAAUGCCACUCUCUUUUGUAGUACACUGAGAGGGAAAAGAGAAAAAACGAAUCUUUUUUCUUGUUCCUACCUGUCAUCUAUGUAAUCUAUGUGCCUAUAUGAACUUGAAAGAACUUCAUUUUGAAAAUCUGGGUUCAAGAUUAGCAACAUAGCUCUGAGUAAGCAAGAAGCUCCUUAUCGGUCCUUAAAAUGGUUUCUAGGUCAUACUCAAACCUCUUGGAUCUUACUUCCGGUGGGAUCCCAACUUUUGGUCGUGAAAAGAAGAGACUCCCUCGAGUGGCAACUGUUGCUGGAGUAUUAUCUGAGCUAGAUGAUGAGAACAGUAACAGUGUUGGUUCUGAUGCUCCCUCAUCUGUCUCACAAGAACGGAUGAUCAUUGUGGGAAACCAGCUUCCCCUUCGGGCUCAUCGAAGUCCAGAUGGUAGUGAGGAGUGGUGUUUCAGCUGGGAUGAGGACUCACUUCUAUUACAACUUAAAGAUGGCCUUGGAGAAGAUUUAGAAGUUAUCUAUGUUGGUUGUCUUAAAGAAGAGAUUGAUCCCAGCGAGCAAGAUGAUGUAGCCCAAACAUUGCUUGAAACUUUCAAAUGUGUCCCGGCUUUUAUUCCUCCUGAACUUUUUAGCAAAUUUUACCACGGAUUCUGUAAACAGCAUUUGUGGCCUUUAUUUCAUUACAUGCUCCCUUUAUCACCAGAUCUUGGUGGCAGGUUUGAUAGGUCCCUUUGGCAGGCUUAUGUUUCUGUGAACAAGAUAUUUGCCGACAAAGUAAUGGAAGUUAUUAGCCCUGAUGACGAUUAUGUAUGGGUUCAUGACUACCAUUUGAUGGUUUUGCCAACAUUUUUGAGGAAAAGGUUUAAUAGGGUGAAGCUUGGGUUCUUCCUCCAUAGUCCAUUUCCAUCAUCUGAAAUAUAUCGCACACUUCCUGUGAGAGAUGAACUUCUCAGAGCACUUCUCAAUGCCGACCUUAUUGGCUUUCAUACUUUUGAUUAUGCCAGGCACUUCCUAUCUUGCUGUAGUAGGAUGCUUGGUCUUUCUUAUCAAUCCAAGAGAGGCUACAUAGGGCUCGAGUAUUAUGGUCGUACAGUCAGCAUAAAGAUUCUUCCUGUUGGAAUUCAUAUAGGCCAGCUCCAAUCUGUGCUGAAUCUUCCUGAGACAGAAUCCAAGGUUGCAGAGCUACGUGACCAGUUUAGGGGUCAAACUGUUAUUCUUGGUGUUGAUGACAUGGACAUCUUUAAGGGAAUCAGCUUGAAACUUUUGGCCAUGGAACAAUUGCUCAUACAACAUCCUGAUAAGAGGGGUCAAGUUGUUUUGGUUCAAAUAGCAAACCCAGCAAGAGGCCGAGGAAGGGAUGUACAUGAGGUUCAAACCGAAACCAAGGCCACAGUGAGAAGGAUUAAUGAGACUUUUGGAAGUCCAAAAUAUAGUCCCGUUGUUUUAAUUGAUGCCCCACUCCAGUUUUAUGAGCGUAUUGCUUACUAUGUUAUUGCAGAAUGUUGUCUUGUUACAGCUGUAAGGGACGGGAUGAACUUGAUACCCUAUGAAUAUGUUAUAUGUAGGCAAGGAAAUGAAAAGCUGGAUGAGACAUUGGGCCUAAACACAUUGGCCGCAAAAAAGAGCAUGCUGGUUGUUUCAGAGUUUAUUGGAUGCUCCCCAUCAUUGAGUGGGGCUAUUCGGGUAAAUCCAUGGAACAUUGAUGCUGUUGCUGAAGCUAUGGAUUCUGCUCUAAUGCUCCCAGAGGCGGAAAAACAGAUGCGACAUGAGAAGCAUCAUAGAUAUGUAAGUACACAUGACGUUGCAUAUUGGGCACAUAGCUUUCUCCAGGAUCUCGAAAGGGCAUGCGGGGAUCAUGUGAGGAGGAGAUGCUGGGGAAUCGGAUUUGGUUUAGGUUUUCGGGUAAUUGCUUUGGACCCUAAUUUUAGGAAACUUUCAGUUGAACAUAUUGUUUCAGCUUAUAAGAGAACCAAGAAUCGGGCUAUUCUUUUGGAUUAUGAUGGUACUAUGAUGCUUCCAGGUCCAAUAAGUACUGCUCCUAAUACGGAGGUUUUUGGAAUCCUGAACCAUUUAUGCAGAGACCCUAGGAAUGUUGUUUUCAUUGUCAGUGGGAAGGACAGGGAAACUGUUACGGAAUGGUUCUCUUCUUGUGACAAGCUUGGGGUUGCAGCAGAGCAUGGGUAUUUUGUGAGGCCAAACCAUCAUGCAGAUUGGGAAACAUGUAUAUCUGUGCCAGAUUUUGACUGGAAACAGAUUGCAGAGCCAGUAAUGAAACUGUACACAGAGACAACUGAUGGUUCAGCCAUUGAGACCAAAGAGAGUGCUCUAGUAUGGAAUUAUCAGUAUGCAGAUCCAGAUUUUGGCUCAUGCCAGGCUAAGGAGCUGCUAGAUCACUUAGAAAGUGUUCUUGCAAAUGAGCCAGUUUCUGUCAAGAGUGGCCAACACAUUGUGGAAGUUAAACCUCAGGGUGUGAACAAGGGUCUUGUUGCAGAACGUCUCCUUGAAACAAUGCAACAGAAGGGAAUGCUGCCUGAUUUUGUUCUCUGUAUUGGGGAUGACCGGUCGGAUGAAGACAUGUUUAAGGUGAUAAUGAGUGCAAGGGCAGGCCCCUCUCUUUCCCCAGUUGCUGAAGUAUUCGCUUGCACCGUAGGCCAAAAACCCAGUAAGGCCAAGUACUAUUUGGAAGACACAUCUGAAAUCUUGAGAAUGCUGCAAGGUCUGGCAAAUGCUUCAGAGCAUGCUACUAGAAGUUCUUCCAUAUCUUCCCAGAAAAUCAUCAUUGAUAGAGAGUUGGAAAAGCCAUCUCCUUGAAUGGGUUGUUUUUCUAUGUGUUUACUGCAUAUGUUAUUUGCUUGAGCCCAUGGGGGCUUUUCUCUGGCUGUGGUCAAAUUCAUGCGUGGAGAUUUAGGUAUUGGCCUCUCCAUUGAAUAUAGGGAACAGGGUUGUCCAAUUUCUGUAACAGUAACUGAUCAUUGCAAGUUUGAUAGAUAAGUCUCGUGUUUCCAUGGAAUAGUUUUUAUCUGUUUCGUGUUUGGGGUAUCGGGGAGAGGAUCAUCGCCUUUACGGAUAAAUGGUCAAUCUGCUGCUACCUGAACUUGUCGGAGAUUUUGAUUUAUUUGCACAAUUCUGCC